UUCUUAUUCGAUACACUAUUCCCAAAAAAUGACUUGCCAUUUUAAUAAAAAGGUAAGUUCCGGUGAAAUGAGAAUCUAAAAUCCUAAAUCGAAAAAUUUCAAAUCAUCGGCUCUUCUUCAGUCGACACAACUCUCGUUUCAGUCCAGAGUCGACGCAGAGCCAUGGAUCAAUCGUUCCUCCUGAUGCUCUCCAACCUCCUCCACCUCCACAACUCCAUCGACCCAACCACCUCCCUCAUCUCCUCCCCCACCUCCACCACCACCGCCUCCUCCGCCUCCACCUCCACCUCCCCCACCUCCCUCCUCACCUCCUCCUCCGCCGCCCCUCUCCUCUUCUUCACCAUCGCCUCCGUCCUCUCCUACAUCGCCUCCUCCCGCCCUUCCUCCUCCUCCUCCUCCUCCUCCCCCUCCACCCCCGCCGCCUCCUCCUCCUCCGCCGCCGCCGCCGCCGCCUCCGACUACUCCGUCUCCGCCUUCCGCGCCCUCUCCACCGAGCACAUCUGGUCCCUCGAAGCCCCUCUCCGCGACGCCCAGUGGCGCUCCCUAUACGGCCUGUCGUAUCCCGUCUUUACGACCGUCGUCGAUAAGCUCAAACCCCACAUUGCUCUCUCCAACCUCUCCCUCCCUUCCGACUACGCCGUCGCCAUGGUCCUCUCCCGCCUCGCCCACGGCUUCUCCGCCAAGUCCCUCGCCGCCCGCUACUCCCUCGAGCCCUACCUUAUCUCCAAAAUCACCAACAUGGUCACGCGCCUACUCGCCACCAAGCUCUACCCGGAGUUCAUCAAGAUCCCCGUCAGCCGCCGCAGACUGAUCGAAACCACCCAGGCCUUCGAGGAGCUGACGUCACUCCCCAACAUGUGUGGCGCCAUUGAUGGCACUCCGAUCAGGCUGCACAAGCAGAAUCUGCCUGCGAAUUACAAAUGCAGGUACGGCUACAAUGCUGUUCAGCUGGAGGUUGUUGCUGACCACAAGAAGAUCUUCUGGGAUGUUUGCGUUAAAGCGCCGGGAGGCACCGACGACGCCACCCAUUUUCGAGAGAGUUUGUUGUAUAACAGGCUUACUUCCGGUGACAUUGUGUGGGAUAAGGCCAUCAAUGUGCGUGGUCACCCUGUGAGGCCUUACAUUGUUGGGGACUGGUGCUAUCCUUUGCUCAGUUUCUUGUUGACUCCCUUUUCGCCUAAUGGGAUGGGGACUCCUGCGCAGAACCUGUUCGAUGGAAUGCUCAUGAAGGGGAGGUCUGUGGUGGUUGAGGCAAUUGGGCUGCUCAAAGGGAGGUGGAAGAUUCUGCAGGACCUGAAUGUGGGUCUUAAUCAUGUGCCACAGACCAUUGUUGCUUGCUGUGUGCUGCACAAUUUGUGCCAGAUUGCAAGGGAGCCUGAACCGGAGCUGUGGAAGGACCCUGAGGAGAAUGGGAUGCCUCCUAGGGUGCAUGACAGUGAGAAGUCGUUUUACUACUUUGGGGAAAGCUUGAGGCAAGCAUUGGCUGAUGAUUUGCACCAGAGGCUUUCAUCGAGAUAGGACAUUUUGUCCUGAGUAAAGGGAUGGUUGUCCUCAGCGGUUUAACCUAUGGGUACCAAACGAUGCUGCUGGUUUUAGAGAGAAGUCUUUUCACAACAUAGAGCCUGUUCAUGGGGACUGGUUGACCCAAAGGGAUGAGAACUCCUGCAUAGAGCCUGUCUGAUGAAAUGCUGGUUCAAUCAAAUGCGGUUUAUUAUAAAUUGAUGAUGGGGGCUUGUUUUUCAUUUCCCAGGGAAAAGUUUAGUCCAUAUCACAACAGGAAACCUCAAACCAAAAUGUAUUUAUCAACUCCUUGUUAAUAACAUAUUAUAGUUUGAACUUUCUUGUUGUGAUAUGGAUUAAAACUUCGAGGAAUGCUCACCUGAGGGUUAAGUUUGAAGAGACUG
Molecule: messenger RNA, 1904 nt
Organism: Rosa rugosa (rugosa rose)
Lineage: Eukaryota; Viridiplantae; Streptophyta; Magnoliopsida; Rosales; Rosaceae
Product: protein ANTAGONIST OF LIKE HETEROCHROMATIN PROTEIN 1
Exons: 2
Coding region: 163-1518 (451 amino acids)
Source: RefSeq, a predicted model, not a curated record